GUUCGGAUUAAUACCUGCAGCUGAGUUUCAACGUCGAGGCAGAAUACGAAAUUCCACCCGUAUCAGCUCGAGGUCCGCCGUUCCACAACUGAGCAUUUUUCAAUGCAGUUUUUUCGGCGCACCAACUAUUUGGAACCAGCUGCCCACUAAAGUAUUUCCGAACCAAUUCGACUUAGAUUCAUUCAAGAAAAGAGCGUACCUAUUUUUAAAAGGCCUGCAACGCACUCGCAAGCCCUCUGGCAUUGAGAGUGUCCAUAUUACUUAACAUCAAGUGAGCCUCCUGCCCAUUUUCCCCCUGUUCAAUUAAAAAACUACUUAAAUAAUUAAGAACGAUUAAUAACGAAAGCUAUCUUUUUAACUAAUUAAAAAAGUUUUAUCAAUUUAUUUGCCAGUAAUAAUAUUGGUAAAUGUUAAUAUACAUAAUAUGUUUGUUUGAUACAUUUUGUUAGAAUUGCAAGAAAAGCUUGACUUAGAUAUACUCCUUUUUAAUUAGUUAAAAAGAUACCUAUCAUUGUUAAUUAUUAUUUAAUCUUUUAUCAACUUCGAAAUUUUAUAUUCAAUUAAUAACUCUUAUCAAAAUUGGUCAUUAUCGAUCACAAUGAUUUUGAUUUGAAUGAUUACAUUUUACUGAUUAAAUGAAAAUUUAUUCUUACGUCUAAAAUAUAUUUUGUGAUAAAUGUGAUUCGUUGCCACUUCGAUUAGUAAAUAAAGUGGAUUCAAACACAGAAAUGCGUUUUCUUUUGUGUUUGUUGUUUAGCUUAUUAGCUUUUGUGUUUAGUCAAACAGUUUCAAAUGUCCGGCUCGUCGAUCAUACAAGCUAUAUUGUAGAACUUGUACAGAAAACUGUCGAUCGGGUUCAGAAAAAUAAUUGGAACGGCCUCAAAGUUCAUGAUGUUAGCAUUGAGAUUGACGAAGAAGUCCUAAAUAAAACCAUCCAGGGUACAGUCUUUCUGAGUAAUGGGUUUAUAGUAUCGAUGCAGCAUUUAACCCUUGUUUCGUCAACGAUCCAACAAGUCUGGUUGUAUACGAGAGCUACAAAUACCACGAGUCUGGAACUACGAAGUACUAUGCAAAUGACGAACGUCGCCAUUGGCUUUGACGUAGAUGGAACGAUAGACGGCGUAAAAUACCAUAACACAGCCACAAUAUUAUACCCAUCAAUGCAAUUUAGAUUAGUGCUAGUAAGAAACUUAUUUACCGAUGAACUAUCUUCAAGAGCUGAGCCUAUUUUGCAGAGAACAACAAAUCAAUUGCAAUUCAUACCUUCGGAUACAUUUUCACAAGUUUUAGUCCAUUUGUAUGACUGGAACAGUACCUUUCCAAGUCUUCAGACGUGGGCCAGUGAGGUAUUUGCGCCUAUAAUACUUGAUGUAGCCGAAACGGAGCAUCCGAUACCGGGAUUCUGUUACGAUUGUCCUGCCAGAUAAAUUUUACCUUGAACACAGAAAAACAGAAUGUAUUAAUAUCAUUAUCAACUGUUAAUAGUA
Messenger RNA from Pieris napi, 1487 nucleotides. RefSeq lists its product as uncharacterized. The transcript is spliced from 5 exons. Bases 729 to 1427 code for a protein of 232 amino acids. Lineage: Eukaryota; Metazoa; Arthropoda; Insecta; Lepidoptera; Pieridae. The record is from RefSeq and is a predicted model, not a curated record.